GUCUUGUUCUGUGUGUAAACCUGAAAACACCUGCUCUUCCUUAAACCCCACCUCUAUAAACCUUGUAACUGACAAUUUCUUUUUUUUUCCUUAUCAAAAAAGGGUUGUUUUGUUUUGGGGUUGAGUUGCAGUAGGGUGAAAUGGGGAGGAUAUUUGUGGUGGAUCUUGAAGGAAGAAGUUACAAUUGCAAAUUCUGCAAAACCCAAUUUGCCCUUGCUGAUGACCUUGUUUCCAAGGCUUUUCAUUGCCCCAGGGGAAAAGCGUACCUGUUCAGUCAUGCGGUAAAUAUAACUUUUGGACCUCGUGAGGAGAGGAUGAUGCUUUCUGGAAUGCACACUGUAGCAGAUAUAUUUUGUUGUUGUUGUGGGCAGAUUGUUGGCUGGAAAUAUGAGGCAGCCCAUGAGAAAAGCCAGAAGUAUAAAGAAGGGAAAUUUGUCCUUGAAAGAGGCAGGAUCAUUGAUGGAGUUGACUCUGAAUUCUAUAUUGAUACUCAUCCAAACCUGAGUGAUGGUGAAGAUGCAUAGCCUUGGUUUCCAUUGUAUUUAAAUAUAAUGAUAAUUUUAUGGUUUUGUAUCUUGUAGGGCUUAUCAAAAGAAUAAUUGUAUCUUGUCGAAGAUCUCCUCAAGUUUGUUGAUAUAGGAAAAAAUAAGUUGCCGUAAAGUGUUUUUUAAUAUAAUUUGAUUCACUAAA
Messenger RNA from Lycium ferocissimum, 690 nucleotides. RefSeq names its product protein yippee-like At5g53940. Lineage: Eukaryota; Viridiplantae; Streptophyta; Magnoliopsida; Solanales; Solanaceae. Gene Ontology annotation, cellular component: ubiquitin ligase complex. The coding region runs from base 141 to 524 and encodes 127 amino acids. The transcript is spliced from 5 exons. The record is from RefSeq and is a predicted model, not a curated record.